AUGGAAACCGACUUCGCGAUUGCAGCUGCUGCCAGCUUGAGGUUGGCGCACCCAGUGUCGGGGCACAGGAACUUUCGGAACUUUCGUGUGCCGAGGCAGCUCUCCCGUCGCAAGUGGAAUUUAGCGGGUGCAGGUGCGACCACCUUGGCCGUUUCCGUCGCCGCUGGGCUUGGGUCGCCACGCAAGGCGCCACGCCAAGGUGCUCGCGCUGGUGGCGCUGGUCGCGCUGCCCGUGCCUUUGGAGGGCAGCUGGAAGAGGAAGUGGCCGCGGCUGCAGAGGUGGUGCAGAAAGCACUGGCGUUGGUGCAAGCUUUGGCAUGCGACAUGGACGUUGCGCCCCCGUCGCUGGGGAAGGAGAUCGAAGCCUGCGACGUCACGGCGGGGAUCUCCACCAUCAAACCCGGUGACAGCACCCCGGUGACGGCGGCGGACUUCGCCAUCCAGGGUCUGGUGAGCCGUGCGCUGAAGCAACGGUUUCCGGCAGAUCGCUUCAUGGGCGAAGAGGAUUCCAAAGAGCUGCGCGAGGAUGAAGACUUGUGCAAUCUGGCACUUGAACUUUGUUCGAACUUCGGUGGCAGCAUCAGCCGCGAGGAGUUUCUGCAGUGCGUGGACGCCGGCCUGGAAGCUGACCAGGGGCAGCAGCGCGUCUGGGUGCUGGACCCCAUCGACGGCACCAAGGGCUUCGUGACGGGUCAAGGCUAUGUCAUCGGACUGUCGCUGCUGGCUGACGGGGUUCCCCUGAUUGGAGUCAUGGGCAACCCCAAUGUUCAGUCGACGCCACCCAUCAUGAUCGCAGUGAAGGGCCAGGGCUUACGUUGGUGGCCCGCCGCUGGCAGCGGACCACUCGACUUCAAAGUUGUGAAGCCAGACUGGGCGGAACAAGACUUCACGCUGCCUACGGAUCCUACGGAUCCUACGGAUGCUGCGGCACCCAAAGAAGGUGUCGACUUCCCACCUUGGCUGCUGUCCCCGCAGAGCACCCGCGACGCGUGCAGGCCUUUCGGCCCUCGGGCUGAUGGAUCGGAGCUGUGUUGCGGUUCGAUGGUGAAGUACUUCGCCGUGGCCACAGGGAGCCAUUGCGGCUAUGUGCAGUAUGAGAAGGAGUUGAAAACGUGGGACCACGCCUGUGGGGUCAUUUGUGUCGCGGAGUCCGGGGGAGCGGCCCGCGUGACGGAUGCCGAGGGCCAGGAGGUCACCUUUCCAGGGAGAAAGUUCCGAGUGGCUGGUGGCAUCGUGUCCUGCUCGCGCUGGUGCACUCCCGCGAUGCGUGCGGCGUUGAUGGAGGCGUGUGCUGGCAAUCUCUGA
This is a messenger RNA of Cladocopium goreaui, 1305 nucleotides long. The record is from the annotation of a GenBank genome assembly. Lineage: Eukaryota; Dinophyceae; Suessiales; Symbiodiniaceae.